UAAACUUCUCCUAACAAAAUGUAAAUCCAGUAAGUGAAGUCCUAAAAGUCAUAAUCGCCUCGUUUUAAAUCGGGUGAAAACUUAAAAAAAAAAAACUUAUGAAAGAGAUACUGCCGAGAAUCUAAUAUCCAGCUCAAUGGUUGCUGCCGCAGAACCCGGCUCAAACUGGUCUAAAUGUGCUCUAAAUGCGCCUAAGCAAUCUCCAUUGGAUCGUUCAUCUAUCUAUAAUUAUCUGCGCAAUCGGCAUAGAAGCUCAACCCAGCGGUAUGAAAAAUCGGGAGAAGAUGGAAUCCUCCAUGAGCGGUGAUUAUAACGCGAAUAAGUAUGAAAAUGUGGAGCGGAGAAUGGAGCGGUCUAAUGGUGAAGGUCUACUGGAUGCAGAUCCGAUUGCUUCCGGCAUGGACACUCAAGCGUCGGAUCAAAAUGCGCUGAACACCUGCCAAAUGGUUCCCAAUGUGGCUGUUCCAGCUGCCCCUGCUGCCCCAGGUGCCCCCGUUGCCGACUUGUACCAAUCCAACUGGCAGCUCCAGCAGACGGAGUUGCAGGCUUUGCCGCAGCAGCAGCAGGCGUGUCCUUUGAGCAGGAUCACCCAGGCAACACCCAAUGCCUAUGCCGAACAGGAUGAGACGGAGCAGAGGCGCCAGGAGCUGCGCAAUCUCGUCCAGCACUUGUACGUGGCCCAGGCGAGGGUCCAACUGGAGGCUACCGAGAUCAGGAAGGCGCAGUCGGUGGCCUCCUCGGCGCAGGCGCAGCUGGAGGAGUCGGCCAACCAUGUGCGCAGCAUCACCGCCUCCCUGCACACCGCUCAGCAGGAAGUGGCCGCCUCGGCGAUUCGGGCCCAGAUCGCCCAGCUCCAGCUGGCGGCCCACGACCAGCUGCUGUUCGCCGCUCGCCAGGAUGUGGAUGCACUGUCCUCGCAGAUGGUGGGCCUCCAGGCGGCCGAGGGCAUCGUUCAGCCAAAACUCACGGUGGAUCUACACGCUCUGCUGGACAAGCUGAAGCAGCCUCUACAGCAGUAUGAUCGCCCCACGGCGGUUCCCGUCAUCGCCCCCAGUCUUCCGGGUACGCUGGCCCAUCAGCAACAGUUGCUUCUGCAGCAGCAGCAGCAGCUGGGACAAGGUCUCAGUCAAGGGCAGGGCCAAAGCCAGGGUCAAGGUCAGGGUCAGGGUCAGGGUCCUACGAACCCUACAAACGGAGCCGGUUCCAGCGAUUUCAUCAACCUGCCGAGGGUUAAUUCCUAUGCCAACUUGGAAUACACUUAGCUCUACAUCUAUGCGUAAGAACUCUUUUUUCUAUAUUUUGUAAAAGUUUUCUUUAGCAUUAUCUUCUUCCAUAGAAUUAUAUAUUUCCCUUAAAUAUU
This is a messenger RNA of Drosophila subpulchrella, 1360 nucleotides long. Its product is annotated as chromatin modification-related protein eaf-1. The record is from RefSeq and is a predicted model, not a curated record. The transcript has 3 exons. NCBI's taxonomy places the organism in Eukaryota, Metazoa, Arthropoda, Insecta, Diptera, Drosophilidae. The coding region runs from base 186 to 1262 and encodes 358 amino acids.